Pyrgilauda ruficollis (rufous-necked snowfinch) is the source of this 7914-nucleotide messenger RNA. It is a transcript of the gene EXD2, whose product is annotated as exonuclease 3'-5' domain containing 2. Bases 3753 to 5864 code for a protein of 703 amino acids. Gene Ontology annotation, molecular function: 3'-5' exonuclease activity; nucleic acid binding. The transcript is spliced from 12 exons. NCBI's taxonomy places the organism in Eukaryota, Metazoa, Chordata, Aves, Passeriformes, Passeridae. The record is from RefSeq and is a predicted model, not a curated record. Gene Ontology annotation, biological process: nucleobase-containing compound metabolic process. Gene Ontology annotation, cellular component: cytoplasm; nucleus.
GAAAACAGGAGGGUUGCUCCAUCACAAGUGAGCCACUAGACCCCUUUCUACAGCCCUUGGAAGACUGCUCAAAGUACAAAUGAAUUUUCUUCUCUUACCCUGCAGUGUCAACUAAACUCCAAAACAUUGCUGGAUAACCAGGCAACAGGAGUGCCAUUCAAAGGGUGAUGUCCCUGAGGUGCUGCAGAGACCCCCAGUCCCACCUUGCAGCUGACUGCAUGCUGCCUGUGCACAAAAUGAGCAGCUUGAAACUUUCAGGUCUGUAUUUCCUCAUGGCACCAGUACCUAGGGAAGAUACAGUUUUCAGAAGGUGAGAGGAAUUAGCCUGACCAUCCUGGCCAUCUUUGUGUAGCACGGCAUCUGCUGGGAAUUAGGAGGCUUGAAACUUUAAAAUAAGCUGGGGAGGAAAACCCUUCCUGACACAAACUGUGCUGUGGCCAGAUGACUGAGUAUUCCGGUGGCAGUUUUCCAUAGAAAUAGAAAUUAUUUAAUUAUAAGAAGUCAGUUAAGUACUUUGGGUUUCUUCUUGGUUAAGAUUAUAGGAAGAGCACCAAAUCCUGCAUAGACCAAGCUUUUUAUUUGACAACACUAUAGCCUUAAUUUUAACAUAUAACAAAAGUAAAUAAAAACUUUCUCUUCUAAUUGGGAAUAAAAAAAGAAUGUAAAAAGUUACAUUAACAUCGUUAACAUUUGCAAUUAACAAUGCUUCACAACUGAAGUGAAAACAAAGCAAUUAAUCUCUUCUCAUCUGAACUGUACAUAAGGAUGUUUUCUAGUUAGAGUUGUUGAUGGCCAACUACUGCAAUGUAACAUAUCUAGUUACCCCCAAUAUAGAGAGGCAAUGACUCUGUCCAUCAUGGUUUGUGUUUAUUAUCUUAGCUUCAGACACAGGUAAGCUUCAGACAUUGCUAUAAAAUCAUAUUUUAUAUCUUUGUUGUUUGCAUGCCAUGACAUUCUGCACCAUUACAAUUAUAUCAGAAACUGUUGCUCACUCAGCAAGAUUUCACUUUUUCCCCUUUCCAAAGGUUGAAUACCUUUGAGUACCUUUUGUUUCUGUACUGAAAUAAUUAUGCAAUAUAAUAAAUCUCCAGUGUUUUUUCUUCACAUUCUGGAUCCAGUCUCUAGGAAAGCUGUGUACUUAAAUGGUUUUGCAUAGAAAUAAAACUAUUUCCUAAUCCCCCAGUUCCAGGAUUUUUCAGAAAUAUUUAACUGAGUUUGUUUUUGUUUUGUUGGGGUUUUUCUGCUUGUUUUUGUGGUGUUUUUAAAAUCACAUUUCUAAGCAGUCAGAAUUUAAAAGAAAAAUAAUAGCAGACUGUCAAUCUGUUCUGUUCAAUGACAUGACCAUAUAGGUUAAAAAACAGUACUGGUAAGCAUUCUUUUCACUCUCUUGAUUCCUUUCUUCCAACUAAUUUUGAGUAUAACACCUAAGGAAGUUACCAUAGCCUGUACAGGUAAUAUCUUCCUGGAAAAUGACCAGUGUCUAUGUUAAUAAAGCCAGAGUGCUGUUACCUCUCCAAAGCACAUGCACUCUUGUCCUGAGUCAUACUGAAGUAGCAUCAGUGAAGCAUCUUUGUCUCCUUUAAUGGGAACAUUCUGCAGCUUGCAAUGGAAUCGAUGUACUGGCAGUAGUUAGUCAAACAGAUCAAACUUCAUCAGGUUGCUGUUCUGGGGGUGCUGUACCGAGACUGGUUGUCACAGACCAGAUUGGAUCGAGCCUGGCCAGACUCAAAGGGCACAGGCAGCCAGAGUCUGUCUGCACACACUGCUUGAGCUGCCUAAUUCUGUAGCAGGUUCACAGUCUCCUCCAUGUCUCAAAAGCAGCAUGAAAUCAAGCACAACAAAUGUUUUAGCUGGAAUUUCAACAAGUAGGCAACAGAGUGGAGGAGUUAAGUGGAAAGGAAAUGGGAGAUAAUGAACAGGGGGGUGACUUGUUGUAGAUGCCCUUGGAAAUGAAGGUAAGUAAAUAAUGUUUGAUGCAAUACAGAAGAGGGAACUAGGAGAAUCCUUAAAAUAGAGAAGCAAUGUGGUUAGAGUAAUGAUCUAUGUAAACAACCUUGGGUUGCAGUUUCAGAGUUCUUAAUUCCAAGGUUGUGCAGAGCUCAGUCUCUCAGCAGUACUAAAUUGAUCUGGAUGAGAUAUGGCCAUGGUGUCACAUUACUCUCAUAUUAGCUUCUGUCCAUGCUACGGAUUUUUUGUUCUGCCUCUGGAAGGACUGACAAUAACUGAUUGGGGUUUACUGUCUACUGGUACAAAGUUAUCCCUUCAACAUUUUUGUGAACAAAUUUGAAUUGGGAGAAUCAGUUAAAUUGCAUUAGUUGUAUCCAUUUGAUGGCUGUGGUCAUUAAUGUGAUCAUUAAUAGGAGGCCUACAGUCAGCUUUGCUCGGUUGUCAGACUUUGGCAUUUCCAUUGGUCAAUGGCUGUUGUGUUAGGAGCUGUGUUGAUUAAUACUGGAGAGAGGUAUUAGGGCAGUCUUUAUAUAUCAGCAAGAGAACAAGGGUCUUAGCUGCAAGGAUGUUUUGGAGGGCAGUUUUGGAGCUGCCACAUGGAAGUGUAUACCCUAGGUGCUAGAAUCUACAAAGACAUUUCAGUCAGACCUGACGGUUGACAAACAAGCUUGAGUGGCAGAUAAACUGGUGAUGCUAUCCACAGAUACUCACAAAGAAGAUAAUAAGAGGGCUUUCAGGGAAGAGUUCUAGCUCUGCUGAGCUCUAAUUUCCUGCUAGUCAUUCACAGAAGAGAGAAGACUCUGUUUUGAGUUUGGACAGGGGGAGGUAUCUCAUCUGAAAUACAAAUAAAUUAAUAUCUCUCUGCAGAUGAUUUAUGGAUCUGCUCCUUUCCCGAGUGCUAAUUCAGAGAUAAUGUAGGAGGGUAACAGAAGACCAAGGAUACAGUUCUCUGAGAGUCUGUCAAACACUAGGAAGUCUUAAAUAGGUAAAAAGUAUUUAAGUGAAGCAUGAUUGAUUGUGUCAGGCGAGAAAGGAUGACAUUUAAACACUCUUUUUGAGGUAAUGUUGAACCUUUGAUUGGCUUUGGUUAAUCCAGAGUGGAAACUGAGAAGUUUGGACACUGGUAGUUGGAUGUCUAUGGAGUGAGUCAGAGAGAGUGAAUGUGUAAUUAGGAAAGUGGAGCUGAGUCAAGGCUUUUAUUAAUUUGUUUAUUUAUACCAAUAUUUUUUAUUUUUGAGGGGCAAUAGAAAGAAAGGGGAAACCAAGAAGACUACAUAAUAUUUUGGCCAUAUCAUUUUUUAAAAAAUAAUUUUGCUUGUGUAAUUUAUUCCCUCUAGUGAAAAUUUGGUGGCUGCUGGGCUUUUCUUCUUUUGCUUACUUUAAUGGACCAGAAAGGUAGGAAAACCAAGGAUUUUUUUUCUCAAAUGUCUCCCCUUGGGGCUUGCUGUUCUGCUAUGUAGGUUUAACAUGCAGAUAAGCCAAUCUAAUGAUUUGUGGCCACUGAAAGGUGGCUCUGUGUUCUGUCCCUUUCUUUGUGCUGAUGCUGCUACUUACUGGACCUGCUUGUCUGCCAUGUGUUUAUUGGCUCAUGGAAAUGUCCCAAGGAAUGCCAAAAUCAGCACAAGCUAGUCUGGAGUGCCCAGCUGGGAGAUGAGUUUUGGAGAUGGGGGAUGCCAUAUUCUUAGCAGCCAUAAACAGUGAGGCUGACUCAGAGUGCCUUCUGGACUGAACUACCGGGGCCAUGAUGAAAUCCCACAGUGCCGUUUUGAGAGGAUGAGGUGAAGGGGGAGAAAGGGCAAUAAAAAAUGGCCAAGCAAACAGCUGUGACGAUUACUUUGGCGACCCUGCUGGGUGUUGCAUUGGGGGGCCUGGUUUUGUGGAAAGCGACCCAGCAUCGGAAAGGAAAAACACGCUGUCGUAGUCAGCAAGAGGAAGCAGCAGUAAAGUCAGGAGAUGAGAAACUCAUUAAGGCAGAGGAUAAGAAGGUGCUUUCCUUCUUCGGAUCUCCCACCUUCUUCUGGAUAGAGAGGACCCUUGGUGCAAACAUAGUGAUAGUUUCAGAGCAGGAGGAGUGGGAUCAUGUUGAACCAUUGCUGAAGAAGGAGCUGGAGAAGUGGCCGGUUCUUGGAAUUGAUUGUGAGUGGGUAUCUAUGGAGGGAAAAGCAAAUCCUGUGUCCCUGUUACAGAUGGCUUCUUCCAGUGGCCUCUGCAUUCUUGUUCGGUUGCCCAGGCUUGUUGCCAGUGGCCAGACUCUUCCAAAGACCCUGGUGGACAUCAUGGCAGAUAGUGCUGUGUUCAAAGUUGGUGUAGGAUGCUGGGAAGAUGCUUGCAAAUUGCUUCAUGAUUAUGGUCUUCCAGUCAAAGGGAGCAUGGAUCUUCGGUAUUUAGCCAUGAGACAGCGGAAGGAUCUACUUCACAACUGCCUUAGCCUUAAGUCUUUAGCUGAAAAAGUCCUGAACUUCCCGCUUGACAAAUCUCCUCAUGUGCGUUGCAGCAACUGGGAAGCAGAAGAACUGACACAAGAUCAGGUUCUCUAUGCUGCUAGGGAUGCCCAGGUCUCAGUGGCUCUGUUCUUCCAUUUGCUGGGAUUUACCAGCCUCCCUGCUACAUCUGAAGGUGAAAACUCUGUCACUGCUUGGGAGAAAGCACGGGGUAAAUGCCAGGGCUUGGUGGAUAUCCCAUUUAGAGGAAGAAAGAGUGGCAGCACAGGAGAGGAGAAGAGUGGAGAGGGGCGUUCCCCUCAGAAAACAAAGAAUCGGAAAUCUUGGGUGAAUGGCCAGCCCUCUGGCAAUCAGCAAAUGAGAGAUCCACGGAGGCAGAAGCGAAAGCCUCUGGGUGUGGGAUAUUCUGCAAGAAAAUCUCCACUGUAUGACAACUGCUUCCUGCAUGCACCAGAUGGACAGCCACUGUGCACUUGUGAUCGCAAGAAGGCUCAGUGGUAUUUGGACAAGGGGAUUGGAGAGCUAGUUAGCACAGACCCUUUUGUUGUGAAGCUGCGUUUUGAGCCUUCAGGACGUCCUGAGUCCCAAGUUGAUUAUUAUCUGACAGUCAAAGAAAACCUCUGUGUUGUAUGUGGCAAGCGAGAAUCCUAUAUCCGGAAGAAUGUUGUUCCUCAUGAAUACAGAAGACACUUCCCCAUCCAGAUGAAGGACCACAACUCACAUGAUGUGCUCCUACUCUGCACAUCCUGCCAUGCCAUCUCCAAUUACUAUGACAACCACCUCAAGCAGCAGCUGGCCCAGGAGUUUGGGGCUCCGAUCGGCUCCGAGGAAGGUGUGCGUCUCCUGGAGGACCCUCUGCGCAGGCAAGUGCGCUCGGGAGCGCGCGCCCUGCUGAAUGCAGACAGCCUGCCCGACCCCCGCAGGGCAGAGCUGCUGCAAGGCAUCAAGGACUUCUAUAACACAGACACAGUCACUCCAGAGAUGCUCCAGGCAGCAGCUGGCCUGGAAACCAGGAUCUGCAAUGAGAGCUACGUGCCACAUGGACUGAAGGUGGUGCAGUGUUGUGCUCAAGGAGGCCUGCGCUCUCUCAUGCAGCUGGAAAGACGCUGGAGGCAGCAUUUCUUGGACAGCAUGAAGCCCAAACACCUCCCAGAGCAAUGUAACACCUGGACCUCACUCUCCGAGUUUCCCUUUCCAGUGCCUUCCCUGAUUUGUGUGUCAGAGAUCAGCUGUGGAAGAGCCCAUGCUGGCACCAAUCCUGUACUUCUAAGCAAUGGGAUAAUGAGCUUGCUCAGGAGCAGAGGGAAGCCUGAAUGGGUUCUUGCCCUCAUCACUGCCUCUUUUGCUGAAAACUCAUCACUCUGGAAGGUGAGUUCAGUGCUCUGCAGGGAACAUCAGUGUGGAAAUGAGCAAAGUCUUGAAGAACUGAGUUUGUCUUUUUUAGGGGAAACAAUGGAGGGACAAAGAGGUAAAUAAGAAACAUGUUGUGCUGAAGCGGAGGGGAAUUUUUGUGGUGUGCUUUCUAGUCUAGCUAGGACAGGAGGUUAGGGACUUAAAUGUCAGCAAAGGAGAUUUGUGCUAGUCAUGAAGAAAAGCUUCCUUACAGUAUGCACUGCUUCACAACGCAGGUCACAUUGCUUUCUUAGCAGCACACUGACUGGCUCCCCAGCUGCAAACCAUCUGUGCUGCCCACUGACAGACCCAGAGGUGAUAAAAACUAAAAUAUUUUUGCUAACUCUGUGUAUGGAUGUCCUGCUCCCCUACGUGCUAUGUGCCCUUCAGUCAUCCGCUGCCAAGACAGACAUGCGGAGCUUCUCUCUGAACUACUUUAAUUAAUAUGUCCCUGCUCUGUAUUUUUAUAGCUCUUAAAAAGUAGCUGUGAAUGGUAUCUUGUAUCAGAGGGAGGUUUUAUAUCACUGCUGUGAAGCUUGCCAUGGCUACUGCUGUGGAGGUGACCUUGGCACGUGUUCCCUCCCUUUCGCUCCUCACACUAUGUGUUAACACCACACUUGGCACUUCCAGUCAAACGCUUCAAAAAAGGACACAGAAGCCAAAUGAGGAUUUAUUUUUUUUAAUGCAACUUAGUAGCUGCUUCCUUGAGAAAAAUUACAAAAACAGACCUCCAGACCUAAAUGAACUUCCUCUUCCCAAGUAUGUGCUCAUUUUUUUAAAAUCUCAGAACUUCACUUAGGGGAGACAAUGGAGUCAGUAACCUCACCAGCCUUUUUUUUUCUAUAAAAUUCCUGAGUGUUUGCUGGGGAGAUUUCACAACCACCCCCACCCCAUGAAGUUAAAUGGAACUGCUGUACAAAGAAACAAGUUGAACUGGAAUCAAGAUGGGAAAUAUAUGCCAGUAAAACCAGAAUGAUUUUCUCACUUGCAUCCUGAACAAAGAUGAAGGGGAAAGCCUGAAAAAUACAAUCAAUUUGAAGGGAAUUCCAAAAGCCAAGGGGUGUGUUAGGCACACUACAGGAAAAGUAUCCCAUGUGAUCCAGGAGGGCAAGGAUAGAUGUAGGAAUUGCUGUGCUGGACUGAACCCAAAGUCUAGUUAGUUCAAGACAGUUUCACUGACCUUACUAGUCAGUAGUGUGAGCUUAGUUUUCCACAGAUAGUUUGUUUUUCACACUUCAUGUUUGCAGGGUGAAAACUGACUGAUAGUUCCUGUGGUAGUUUGAGGACAGCUAGGCAGAAUUUUUUUAACAAGUCACCAAGACAUGAGGCAGUCCCUGCUUUGCUGGGGCUGAGCUGUAUGGCCAGCGGGAUUUAAUUUCACCUUCCCCUCUCUAAAUACCCAGUAGUGAGUAGACUCUCAAUGAGUUGCCUGUCUGAAAAAUGUCAGCUAAAGUGACUGCACUGUUUCUGCCAAGACAAAUUCCCAAUCUGCAUUUAGGGUUUGAUGAGGGAGGAGAAAGUCCCUGAUGAUACAAUACUGCUUCAGUUUGCUUCAGAAAGGCUCCUGCACAGAGGAUCCGUCGGUGAGUUAACAGAGCGUUUUACAGGGAAGAACUUCAAAGUCUUCACUGCGAACUUUGAAGUAUUCUAUGCUCUAGCUGACACUUUGUUUCUUUUAAGGAUGGGCGGAUGCAGAGAGUAUUAGUAAAUGUACGGUCUGUGGAUGAAAUGAUGGUGUUCAGGCAGAUUUGGUGGUAACAAGCUAUUCUGCAUGUUUUAAUCCCAAAGAUUCAGUGCUCGAGGUGUGUUGAUUUGAUAAGGAAGAGAGGGGCUUCUCCACCCUCCCUCCUGUAUUUGUCAGUGAAUUGUGGUGAUAGUGACAUAAAAAGAUGUUGGGGAACAUUGUCAGAAACCCAUAGCCAGACUUCCCAAUUUCAGUGUGUGGCAGAGGAGUAGAAACUCAUUCUCUGUGUGCUAAACUCACUGCUCUGCAGAUUUGACAUGAAGGAGACAAAAAAGGCAUUAGAUCUGCUUUUGUGGUCCUUAUUGCCCCUGCUGAAACUGCCUGCCUAUCUGUGGAAGGAGCUAACAGUGGGCCUGUUAGCUGAAGGAGCAAGAAGCAAAGAAGUAGCUG